AUGAGGCGCCUGUGGGGCGCGGCCGGGGAGCCCGGGAGCACCGGCGGGGGUGGGGAGCGGGCGGGGACGCAGCAAGAAACGCCCGGGGCGGGCCGAGCUGGCCCGGGGCAUCGUGGAAGGGAGCGGUGGGCGGCGCUCGGCCGGGCUGCCUGGCUGGCUCACCUCGCUCUGGCGGCGCGCCGCGCCCGGGACUCAGGAGGGGGAGCCGGCCCGCGGCCUUUGGAUUCCGAGACCGCCCCCUCCCGCUCCCGGGCCUGCGGCGAGUGGCAGCGACGGGUGGAGCCGCAGCAGCAGCAUGAAAGCCGGUGCCGUUCCUCCACGCCUGCGGACGCGCGGCGAGCGGCGGCGGUGGCUCUGCCUGCGCGCGCCAUGGGGGCGCCGUGGGGCUUGGUGGCGGCCUGGCGGCGGCGCGGGCGGCGCAGAGGCGGGGGGCUGCUGUGGACCGCCUCAGCGCUGGCCGCUGCCGGCCUGCUGUGUACCGCGCUGGCCGCCUACGCCUGCUGGGAGCAGCUGCCGCCGCUGCCCUGGGGAUCCCCCGCCCCCUCGCGGCCGGUGGGCGUGCUGCUGUGGUGGGAGCCCUUCGGGGGGCGCGGCGGUGCCGCGAGGCCGCCCCCCGACUGUCGGCUGCGCUUCAACAUCAGCGGCUGCCGCCUGCUCACCGACCGCGCGGCCUAUGGAGAGGCUCAGGCUGUGCUGUUCCACCACCGUGACCUCGUGAAGGGACCACCCGACUGGCCCCCGCCCUGGGGUGCCCAGGUGCGAAUCGCGGAGGAGCUGGAGCUGCGCGUUUUAGACGACCAGGAGGAAGCGGCGGCGGCGGCGGCGAAAGCCCUGGCGACCUCGGGCCCCAGACCCCCGGGCCAACGUUGGGUGUGGAUGAACUUUGAGUCUCCCUCCCACUCCCCGGGACUGCACAACCUGGCAGGUGAUCUCUUCAACUGGACUCUCUCCUACCGGGCCGACUCAGAUGUCUUCGUGCCUUACGGAUACCUCUACCCCAGGAGCCACCCCAGCGACCAGCCGUUAGGCCUGGUCCCACCGCUGGCCCGGAAACGCGGGCUGGUGGCCUGGGUGGUGAGCCACUGGGACGAGCGCCAGGCCCGGGUCCGCUACUACCACCAGCUGAGCCAGCACAUAUCCGUGGACGUGUUCGGCCAGGGCGGGCCAGGGCAGCCGGUGCCUGACAGCGGGCUCCUGCACACAGUGGCCCGCUACAAAUUCUACCUGGCUUUUGAGAACUCACAGCACCUGGAUUAUAUCACGGAAAAACUCUGGCGCAACUCGUUUCUCGCCGGGGUGGUGCCGGUGGUGCUGGGCCCAGACCGUGCCAACUACGAGCGCUUCGUGCCCCGCAGCGCCUUCAUCCACGUGGACGACUUCCCUAGUGCCGCUUCCCUGGCCGCCUAUCUGCUCUUCCUUGACCGCAACCCGGCGGUCUAUCGCCGCUACUUCAGCUGGCGCCGGAACUACGCCGUGCACAUCACCUCUUUCUGGGACGAGCCUUGGUGCCGGGCCUGCCAGGCUGUGCAGAUGGCUGGGGACCGGCCCAAGAGCAUACGCAACCUGGCCAGCUGGUUUGAACGGUGAAGCUGCCCUUCUCCAGCAGUGACCCAGGGAGGCC
Messenger RNA from Propithecus coquereli (Coquerel's sifaka), 1621 nucleotides. RefSeq names its product fucosyltransferase 4 (alpha (1,3) fucosyltransferase, myeloid-specific) (gene FUT4). The record is from RefSeq and is a predicted model, not a curated record. Gene Ontology annotation, molecular function: alpha-(1->3)-fucosyltransferase activity. Gene Ontology annotation, cellular component: membrane. Lineage: Eukaryota; Metazoa; Chordata; Mammalia; Primates; Indriidae.